Molecule: messenger RNA, 1922 nt
Organism: Periophthalmus magnuspinnatus
Lineage: Eukaryota; Metazoa; Chordata; Actinopteri; Gobiiformes; Gobiidae
Product: RNA-binding protein 39-like
Exons: 15
Coding region: 217-1740 (507 amino acids)
Biological process (GO): mRNA processing
Cellular component (GO): nucleus
Molecular function (GO): RNA binding
Source: RefSeq, a predicted model, not a curated record
GAGAGCUUGGGCUGGUAACGCGGUAUCUGCGUGUCCUGUUCGCGUCACUGAUCCGGGAGCGCGCUGCAGCACCGCGUUACGACUGCGCGCGUCCAAAACCAGGACUAAAACCGGAUUAAACUUGGACUGAACCCGCUCCUGCCCCGAGACACCUAUCUCUGCACCCUGGUACUGACACGCCCCGAAGUUUUUCACACCAAAAAAAGGGAUUUAAAGAUGGCGGAUGACUUCGACAUCGAGGCGAUGCUGGAGGCACCAUACAGGAACAGGAAGGAUGAAGGCAGUGAGAGCAUUGAGAGGGACCACCGCAACAAGAGCAGUAAAAAGCGCAGCCGUAGUAGAGAGAGGAAGAGGAGCCGUGAGAGGAAGAGGAGCCGGAGCCGCAAACGAAAGAGCCGCAGCCGAGAGAGACACCGCAGCAAAGAGAGAGACAGGGGACGCUACAGAGAGCACCAUGUUCGUCGGAGGUCACGCAGCAAGAGCCCUCUGAGGAAGGAGAAAAGCCCAGUCAGAGCGCCCAUCGAUAACCUGAGCCCUGAGGAGAGAGACGCGCGCACAGUCUUCUGUAUGCAGCUGGCAGCACGCAUCAGACCACGAGAUCUAGAGGACUUCUUCUCCGCUGUGGGCAAGGUCCGUGACGUGAGGAUCAUCUCAGACAGAAACUCUCGUCGCUCCAAAGGAAUUGCAUACAUCGAGUUUGUGGAGACCAGCUCUGUCCCCUUGGCCAUCGGUCUGACCGGCCAGAGGCUGCUGGGAGUCCCCAUCAUUGUGCAAGCCUCACAGGCAGAGAAGAACCGUGCGGCAGCAGCAGCUGCAGCCUGCUCUCUGCACAGAGGCUCUGUGGGGCCCAUGAGGCUGUAUGUGGGAUCAUUGCACUUCAACAUCACUGAGGACAUGCUCCGAGGGAUAUUUGAACCUUUUGGACGGAUCGAGAGCAUUCAGCUGAUGAUGGACAAUGAGACAGGACGCUCCAGAGGAUACGGCUUCAUCACGUUUUCUGACAGUGAGUGUGCGAAGAAGGCAAUGGAGCAGCUGAACGGCUUUGAGCUGGCAGGGCGCCCGAUGAAGGUGGGUCAUGUGACCGAGAGGACGGACCCCAUGCUCGCAUCAUCAUUCCUCGACAACGACGAACUGGAGAGAACUGGCAUUGACCUGGGAGCAACGGGCCGCCUGCAAUUGAUGGCACGCCUCGCAGAAGGCACAGGGCUCCAGAUUCCACCUGCAGCUAAACAAGCACUGCAGAUGAGCGGUGCCAUCAGUGUGGGAGCCAUGGCAGGGCUCCCUCCAGGACUGACCCCUGGACUGACCCCUGGACUUGCAAGUUUGACCCCUGCCCUCACCCCAGGUCUGACCACUAGCCUGACCCCAGGUCUGACCCCUGGCCUGCCUCUGGCUGCACCGCCCGUUGCCACAAAUUGUUUCCAGCUCUCCAACAUGUUCAACCCAAAGAGUGAGGAGACCCCGGGCUGGGAAUUGGAGAUUCAGGCUGAUGUCAUUGAAGAGUGCAACAAACACGGAGGAGUAGUGCACAUCUAUGUGGACCGCAACUCUGCAGAGGGAAAUGUGUAUGUAAAGUGUCCUUCGAUCCCAGCCGCCAUGGCAACAGUCGCCGCUCUGCAUGGACGAUACUUUGCAGGUAAAAUGAUCAGUGCGGCAUUUGUUCCCCUGUCAACCUAUCACAACCUGUUUCCAGACUCAGUCUCUGCCUCCACGCUGCUGCCCCCACCCAUCCGCCGCUGACCCGGGCACGUGCUGCGCUCUGAUUGGACAAUAGACUCUGUACUUGGCUCUGAUUGGACAAUUUAGACGUUAGUGUGCUCUGAUUGGUUGGUUUAAGUUGAUGGUCCAAUGGUUGAGCUCCAUGAGCUGUUUUUUCUAAUCUCUUCAUUUUGUACAAGUUUCAAUUAAAUUUUAUUUUCAAA